This is a messenger RNA of Dimorphilus gyrociliatus, 2550 nucleotides long. Lineage: Eukaryota; Metazoa; Annelida; Polychaeta; Dinophilidae. The record is from the annotation of a GenBank genome assembly.
CAAACUUUUUAAGCCUAUACUGGAAAUUUAGUGCAUCACAACAUAUAUGCUAUUUUGCAAUACAGACGAAUAGAUAAUUAAAAGUAGAUACGAACGGAGAUAAGACAAAUUUACUUAUUAUUUGUAAAGCAUGAUAUCAUUAUAUAGAAAAUUACUUUAUUCUAUAAUUGUCUUACUGUUCGUAACGAGUUUAUCGAUUAGUUUACUGAUGACGUUUAUGCACGAAAAAUUAUUAAAAACUGGAUAUAUCUCCUCUAAAGCCGAAACAUCGUCUGUAGCCGGAUUCAAGUUAACAGAUAAAAUAGAAUUAAAUAAAAUAAACAAGAAAUACGAAGAAUCUUGUGGAAGAUUUUUAAAAGAUAUACAAAUAUUGGAUAGUUGCCCUUGUCUAUCGAAUAAAUUAGUUGGCAGAAGAAAAGCGCUUGUUGUUCCCAGAAACUGGUCAGAUAUAGAGAUCGCAUUUAAAGGAACUCUCCAAACAAAUGGCGAAUUUAGGCCCCAUUGCAACAAAUGGCAGACUAUCGCUAUAAUAAUACCUUUUAUGAAAAGAGAAAUGCAUUUACGAUUGUUCAUCGAUCAUAUUCAUCCGAUAUUACAAGCCCAACAAAUACAUUAUAGAAUAUUUGUUAUUGAACAAAAUCAACCAAAUAUAUUCAACAAAGGUACAUUGAUGAAUAGUGGAUAUUUAGAAGCUAAGAAACAUUUUCAAUUUGAUUGUGUGAUCUUUCAUGACGUUGAUAUGUUAUCUGAAGAUGACAGGAAUAUUUAUAAUUGUAUAGAUUCUCCUAGGCAUAUUGGAAGUCACGUAGAUAUUUUUCAAUAUAGAUUGUUUUAUGAUAAAUUGGUGGGUGGCGCUUUGGCCUUUGAGAUAAAAGAAUUUGAGAAUAUUAAUGGGUAUUCUACAAAAUUUUUCGGUUGGGGAGGAGAAGAUGAUGAUAUGUACAAUAGGCUCUUUUACAAAGGACUCAAAAUAACCAGAUACGAUGAACAGUUUUCAAAAUUUCGUAUGAUUCAACAUAAUAGGGAUGCUCAAAAUCCUAAUAAUAUUUAUAAGUUUAAUUCAUUUUAUCCGAAUCCGUCCCAUUACAACACCGACGGAUUGUCAUCAACGUAUUACAAAGUUGUUUCCGUUAAAGAGGGUCCUCUAUUUACAAGUAUUAAAUUAAACUUAGAAGUUGCUCAAAAUACCGAAUAUACAAACGAAGAAUUCGAAAUAUCAAGGAAGCCAAUUGAAAGAAAUACAAGUGUUGAGAAUGAAGAACAAUGCGCUGUUGAUUGCUACAGAAAGCCGAUUUGUUAUGGUUAUAAUUUUAUGGGCAAAAAAUGUUAUUUAUGGAGUAAUCAUAUUCUCAAUUCAACUAAAACUCAGUUUAAGACUUUAAAACGGAAGAUAGCGAAUGAACAACUGCUAUUAGUGGACUAUCAAAGAUUUGACGGUUUAUGCAAAGGAGAGUCAUCUAUUUAUCGGCAGAUGUCGCCAACAGAGUGCUCUAGGACUUGUAAAAAUGACGCUACCUGUCGGCUAUUUUCUUACAACUAUAACGAGGACGCAGUAGAACCUUGUUUAAAGAUUGAUAAUUCAAAUUGUUCGAAGUCUAAUUUGCAUAAGUUAGAUAAUAUAUUCACCUACUUUAAAAAGAAUUUAAGUUAAUAUUUUAUUGAUUUUUGCUCAAACUACAUCAAUUAGUGUUGUUCUUUUAUUAUUAUCUUUAGAUAAAGUUAGAUUUAAUGACGUGAACUUUUCGAUAAAAAAUGGUGAUUGUUUUCAAGAGGAUAUAGCUUCCAUCAGAGAUUUUCCAGCAGAUGAAUGUUCAGGUGAAAAGAAAAAAAACAGCAGACCUCUAAAAAUAUGAAUAUUAUAUGUCAUACUGUUUUCAAGCUAUAUUUAAAUAAAGUAUACACGUUUCUUUUUUUUUUCUUUCCAGUAAAAUGUAAAGAAACUAAAGAAUGUGAAGGAUACGUUAUAUCCUAUCAGAGUUGUUAUCUAAAGAAGAAAAUCCGAGAAUGUGUACCAAAAUCCUCUACAUUCUCUUAUGUAAUGAAAAACUCGACACUCGAAGAAAUAGAUAUGAAUAAAAUAUUAUCUCAAGGGGAUUAAAACAAGAAGUAUUGUAGAUAUUGUUGAAGAAAACGGCAAGAAGAGAAGAUUGAGAGAAAGAAAGAAAGAAAAAAGGAAAAAAGAAAUUUUUAUCCCUUGUAUAGAAAUAAAAAAACGAAAAGAGACUGUAUCAAAUGAACGAGUUAUUCGUUGUUAUUAAAUUUAUUUCUUAUUAUUAUCAUUAUGACAAAGCUUUGCUUUGGUUAGCUUUAACCUUAUUAAUUAAUUAAGUAUAUAAAUAGUUAGCAAUUAGUCAUCUUUCCAUGUUAAAAAUAGCUUAUAUAAACAUUUGAAGUAAAACAUUUCGAUUAUUCUAAACCUUUCGGGAAUUUUAGUAAGGUUCAUUUAACUUGAAAUUCUCUACAGUAUCCUUUUCUUGUUGACUCUGCAGCUUUUCUAGUAAUAACUAAUUAAUUAGCAAUAAUUCUAAGCAGUUGGAUGUUUUUGUAGAA